AUGAGCCAACUUGCUCAGCAACUACAAGAUCCUCCUGUAAAAGAGCCAUCAAAGAAGGUUGCAGAUGACAUAGUUGAGAUUGAGGAAGUGGUUGAGAAUGAGGUUGUUGAAAAAGAAAAAAAGGAACCUAGCCCUACUCCCAUUACACCAUACAAGCCGCUAGUUCCAUUCCCACACAGAUUGGCGAAGGUAAGGCUAGAGGAGAAAUAUGGGAAGUUCCUUGAUAUUAUGAGGAAGCUGCACAUAAACAUAUCAUUCAUGGAUGCUAUCUCCAAGAUGCCUUCUUAUGCAAAAUUCUUGAAGGACAUGCUCUCAAACAAGAAGAAGCUCGAGGAGAACGCAAAUGUUCCAUUAACAACUGAGUGCAGCGCUAUCUUACAGAAUGAGCUUCCAAAGAAGCUUGGAGAUCCUAGAAGCUAUUCAAUUCCUGUCAAGCUUGGUGAUCUUGAAAUAAAGAAAGCUCUAUGUGAUCUUGGGGCGAGUGUUAGUCUAAUGCCCUUAUCUAUUUGUGAGAAGCUUCAAUUAGGUGAACUAAAGCCCACACGCAUCUCUUUACAACUAGCUGAUAGAACCGUGAAGUUUCCACUUGGUAUUCUUGAGAAUGUCCCUCUUCGCGUUGGAAAGUUUUAUAUACCAUGUGACUUUGUGGUAAUGAAGACGAAGGAAGAUGCGCAAGUCCCUAUCAUUCUUGGGAGACCUUUCUUGGCCACUGCUGGAGCUGUCAUUGACAUGAAGAACGAGAAGAUCACAUUUGAAGUGGGUGAUGAGAAGAUGGAGUACAAUCUUAUAAACUCCAUGGAAUCCCCUUCUUCGGGGCUGAUUAUCUAUAGAUUGGAUGCUCUAAAGCUGGCUCCUGCAGUUACAAGAAGGGUACAAGUCAUGGAAGAUCAACUAAAAUUACUUGAGCAACAAAUUGAAAUCCAAGCACAAAAGAGUCUGGAAUUUCAAGAAAAUAUGAUGCAGAUGGUUUCUGAUCUGGGUGAUAAGUUGAAGGAGGCAGAAGAUUCAAGAAACUCAUAA
Beta vulgaris subsp. vulgaris (sugar beet) is the source of this 1020-nucleotide messenger RNA. RefSeq lists its product as uncharacterized. The transcript is spliced from 3 exons. Lineage: Eukaryota; Viridiplantae; Streptophyta; Magnoliopsida; Caryophyllales; Amaranthaceae. The record is from RefSeq and is a predicted model, not a curated record. Bases 1 to 1020 code for a protein of 339 amino acids.